AUGGCCCAGGUCAAGCAAGACCCAGAUGGCCCGUACAUCAAGCCCGAUCCCGACAGCAAAGACAGAGUCCUGGCCGAUAUUGACGACGAAGACCUCUAUGAAGACGCUGGAGACCUCGAUUUCUCACAAGCUGGACAGAAUGUUUGGCUCUCGCGAUUGCCCCGCCAGCUUUGGGAGCACUGGGCCCAUCUGGAUGAUGACGAAGAGAUUGAGAUUGGCACAAUGAGAGUAGAAGGGACACCAGACGAUAUCAAGCGGGUUAGCUUGCGCCUACACGACCGUCCAGACAACCGGGAGAUCCCAAAAGACUACACGCUCCAGCGACAAACCAUCAAUGCUGCCACUGCAUCACACCUGACUCAUAAUACAUACGUCUUUACGGAGAAAGACAUUCCUGGCGCCGAGAACCGCAUGAUUGACUUUGGCGGGCCGCGCUCGGUUCUCUAUGAAUCGCAGAAACGUGAAGAGCGCCGCAAGGACCAGGGAAAGGUACAUCAACCUUGGCAGCGCAAGACGAUACCCAAACAAACUGCUUUAGUCGGCGCGGUUAGCGAAGAAUUCAACUGUCUUCCCGUCGAAAAUGAGGAAUUCCGACAGAUCUCAGAGAAGCGAGCGCUAGAAGCUCUGAAGCCUCGGAAGGAAACUGUCUUUAUUGACAAGAUUCCUGGCAAGAUUCUCCAAUCACGCCAUGCCCUUCCUACCGAGCAGGGCCAGUUCGUUCAAGCAACAAGGCCUACGAAAAGCAAAGCUCAAGAAAACAAGUCCACACGUAUGCCCCAAAACGAGCUUCUGGAUCUUAUUUUCCAGUGCUUCCGCGAAUUCAGAUACUGGCCAUUUAAGACACUCAAGUCAAGACUGGCUCAACCCGAAGCUUAUCUCAAACAGACCCUGGAGAUGGUUGCUCACCUGGUCAAGUCCGGUGAUUUCGCCAUGACAUGGGAGCUGAAGCCGGAGGCGACGCACAGCCAAUAUUCAAAUGCAACCUCUUACGAUGGUGCCAAGGAGGAGCUACCGCCCGGGGCUGAUGAUCCUUAUGAUGAUGCAUCUGAUGAUGAUGCUUCCGGCAUGGACGACGUUAAGUUUGAGAAUGUGGGUUGA
Messenger RNA from Penicillium antarcticum, 1098 nucleotides. RefSeq names its product transcription factor IIF subunit TFG2. The transcript is spliced from 4 exons. NCBI's taxonomy places the organism in Eukaryota, Fungi, Ascomycota, Eurotiomycetes, Eurotiales, Aspergillaceae. Gene Ontology annotation, cellular component: transcription factor TFIIF complex. Bases 1 to 1098 code for a protein of 365 amino acids. The record is from RefSeq and is a predicted model, not a curated record. Gene Ontology annotation, biological process: transcription by RNA polymerase II; transcription initiation at RNA polymerase II promoter.